AUGAUAUAAUAGAUUAAUAAGUACAACUCAUUAGGAUAAUUUUUAAACUCUUCACAUUAAUCUCAUUAGGUUCUCCUUAUUUACCUGAAUUACUCAUUAAUUGGUUAUAAAGAUGCAUUAGACUUAGGUUCUGGAUUAGCAAAUUGCACUGAUCUCUCAAAUUUGACACUUAGCCUCUAUAGCAAUGAAAUUGGUGAUUAAGGUAUAUCAGGCUUAGGUUCUGCUUUAGCAAAUUGCACUAAACUCUCAAACUUGACACUUGACUUUCGUUACAAUAAAAUUGGUCCAAUUGGUGCAUCAGACUUUGGUUUUGCUUUAGCAAAUUGCAAUAAUCUCUCAAAUUUUACACUUAACCUAGCUUACAAUAAAAUUGGUGCAAUCGGUGCAAAAGGCUUAAGUUCUGCUAUAGCAAAUUUCACAAAUCUCUCAAAGCUAACACUUAAUCUAUAUGAAAAUUAAAUUUGUGAUUAAGGUAUAUCAGACUUAAGUUCAGCUUUAACAAAUUGCACUAAUCUCUCAAAUUUGGAACUUAACCUUUCGAAAAAUUAAAUUGGGUAUUAAGGUGUAUAUGGCUUAGGUUAGGCUUUAAAAAAUUGCACUCAUCUCUCAAAUUUGAAACUUGAAAUUUGUUCGAAUUAAAUUGAUGCAAUUUGUGCAUUAAGCUUAUGUUCUUCUUUAGUAAAUUGCACUAAACUUUCAAAUUUGAGGCUUGACUUUUCUUAUAACAAUAUGAAAAAAUCAUAAAUAUUCAAAGUAAAAAGCAAAUGUCUUAAAUAAAAAAGAUUAGUUAUCUUUUUCAUAGAUUUCUGA
This is a messenger RNA of Tetrahymena thermophila SB210, 810 nucleotides long. RefSeq names its product cyclic nucleotide-binding domain protein, putative. Gene Ontology annotation, molecular function: protein binding. The transcript is spliced from 10 exons. The record is from RefSeq and is a predicted model, not a curated record. NCBI's taxonomy places the organism in Eukaryota, Ciliophora, Oligohymenophorea, Hymenostomatida, Tetrahymenidae.